Messenger RNA from Physcomitrium patens, 1748 nucleotides. RefSeq names its product glycerate dehydrogenase. The record is from RefSeq and is a predicted model, not a curated record. NCBI's taxonomy places the organism in Eukaryota, Viridiplantae, Streptophyta, Bryopsida, Funariales, Funariaceae. Gene Ontology annotation, cellular component: cytosol. Gene Ontology annotation, molecular function: hydroxypyruvate reductase (NADH) activity; NAD binding; glyoxylate reductase (NADPH) activity.
GAUGCAGAAAUUGUGGACGGAGAGAGGUGGGCUUUUGGUAAGGCUUUUAAGUGUGAGCAGUGGCCAAUCGGUAGGGGCAUUCUCGGCGAACUGAUUUGUUGGGCACUCGCGUAUUCCUGCAGCUGGGUGUUUUCUGCGAGAAUUUGCGAGAACCCGUGAGAAUUUGUGCGCAGUUAGGGAGGCGUGGGUGAUCAGCGAUGGCGAGGAAGCUCGCAGUGCAGGUAUACAAUGCGGGAGGUCACUUGCGCGUGGUCAGCACCAAGCCUAUGCCGGGUAACCAAUGGAUUCAAGCGCUCACUAGCGUCGGCUGCCGUGUUGAGGUGUGCGUAGAGAACAAGACCAUACUCAGUGUGGAUGAUAUCCUCUCUCUCAUUGGAACCAAAUGCGACGGCGUUAUUGGGCAGUUGACAGAGGACUGGGGUGACGUUCUCUUCGCGGCCCUGAAGAAGGCUGGUGGACAUGCCUAUAGCAAUAUGGCAGUCGGUUACAACAACGUGGACGUAGAGGCUGCUACUCGACAUGGCAUUGCCGUUGGAAAUACCCCGGGUGUGCUCACGGAGACGACGGCGGAGCUGGCAGCAGCUUUGACUCUCUCGGCAGCCCGGCGCGUUGUCGAAGCUGAUGAUUUCAUGCGUGCUGGCAAAUACGAAGGCUGGCUUCCUACUCUGUUUGUUGGAAACUUACUCAAAGGUCAAACGGUGGGCAUUAUUGGAGCUGGGAGAAUUGGAACUGCAUAUGCACGCAUGAUGGUUGAGGGUUUCAAGAUGAAUGUCAUCUACUACGACCUGUAUCAGUCGACAAGAUUAGAGAAGUUUGUCACGGCAUACGGCGAAUUCCUUAAAACUCAGGGAGAGGCACCUGUACAUUGGCGCAGAGCAUCAAGCCCGGAGGAUGUACUGAGGGAGGCUGACGUUAUAAGUCUGCAUCCUGUUCUGGACAAGACGACUUAUCACCUCAUCAACAAAGACAGACUGGCUUUAAUGAAAAAGGAGGCCGUCUUGGUAAAUGCUAGCCGAGGUCCCGUGAUUGACGAAGUAGCUUUGGUGGAGCAUCUCAAAGCUAACCCCAUGUUCCGUGUUGGACUGGAUGUUUUCGAGGACGAACCUUACAUGAAGCCUGGCCUUGGGGACCUUCCAAAUGCUGUGGUCGUUCCUCACAUUGCCUCUGCCUCUAAGUGGACGAGAGAAGGCAUGGCAACACUUGCUGCCCAGAAUGUUGCGGCGAAGUUGAAGGGAUAUCCAGUGUGGCCCAACUCCAACAACAUUGAGCCCUUCCUCGACGAGAGCAAACCAGCGCCAGCUGCUGCCCCAAGUAUUGUUAACGCUAAAGCUCUUGGUCUUCCAACUGGGGACGGAAGCAAAUCAAGACUGUAAACAUGGGUGCGGUUUCCAGAAGAAGACUCCGAAAUCUCCAGAAGAUCUCAUGAUAUGCUUCAGUGUGUGCAAGCACAAUCGUAAUGUGAACUUGCCUGUAUGUAGGCUGAGUUUGCUGACUUCAAGGUUAACAUCGAGCUGCAGGAUUUUUCGGUAGUAUUUCAUUCUUGCUGGUUUGAUCAUUUACUGACCACAAGCCUACUGUUAGUGUACAUUACAGAAGGCGUAAGAGAUAUGACCUUCCCUACUCUUUUAGAUUUCAUUUUGAUAUGUUUUCCCAGAAGCUCGUAGCAGCUCAGUACCUCGUGAGAUAUCUGAUACAGUGAGAUUGUAUUUAUUUUGUUUAAUAACAUCCAAGUUAAGCUGUUUUACCAA